Phycomyces blakesleeanus NRRL 1555(-) is the source of this 1605-nucleotide messenger RNA. RefSeq lists its product as hypothetical. The transcript has 8 exons. Lineage: Eukaryota; Fungi; Mucoromycota; Mucoromycetes; Mucorales; Phycomycetaceae. Gene Ontology annotation, cellular component: nucleus. Gene Ontology annotation, biological process: protein phosphorylation. The record is from RefSeq and is a predicted model, not a curated record. The coding region runs from base 64 to 1068 and encodes 334 amino acids. Gene Ontology annotation, molecular function: protein kinase activity; ATP binding.
UUUGAUGAUAAGGAUGGACACUAUAUAAUUAACCCAAAUGAAUCUCUAACAGUACGAUACAAGAUGAUGCGAUUACUAGGACAGGGAACCUUUGGAAAGGUCAUCGAGUGCUACGACCGGGUUAGAAGAGAACAUUGUGCAAUCAAAAUCAUUCGUGCAAUUCCAAAAUAUAGAGAAGCCAGUAAGGUUGAGAUUAGAGUCCUCAAUACACUCAAAGCCAAGGACCCCUUUAACUCAAACCAGUGCAUCCAUUUAAUUGAUUGGUUUGAUUACAAUAAUCAUAUUUGCAUGGUGUUUGAGCUACUAGGACAGUCUAUUUUUGAUUUUUUGAAAUCUAAUGAAUUCAGACCAUUCCCACCCCAUCAGAUCCAACACUUUGCAAAACAGCUUUUAAAUAGUGUAGCCUUCAUUCACAACCUCAAACUCAUUCACACUGAUCUCAAGCCUGAAAAUAUUUUACUUGUGAAUAAUUCCAGUAGUCUAACCUUAUGCAAUGGACAUCGCGAUCCUAACACAAAAUCACGCAUAUUACAAGAUACGUCCAUUAGGCUGAUAGACUUUGGAUCAGCCACAUUUGAACAAGACUACCAUUCUUCUGUUGUAUCAACGCGGCAUUAUCGAGCACCAGAGAUUAUAUUGGGUAUGGGCUGGUCCUAUCCAUGUGAUAUUUGGUCAGUUGGGUGCAUUCUUGUUGAGUUCUUUACCGGGGACGCACUCUUCCAAACGCAUGAAAACCUGGAACAUCUGGCGAUGAUGGAGGCAGUUCUCGGAAAGGUACCAUUAAGGAUAUCAAGAAAUGCAAGGGAGCCACAAAAAUACUUUGAUAACGGAAAACUGCGAUAUCCUACAAAUGAAACUUCAAGGCAAAGUCAGAAAUACGUUCGUGCUCUACGACCAUUGAGGGAGAUCAUUGUCCCUUCAACAACUCUUACGCGGAACUUCUUGGACUUGGUUUCGAAAAUGCUGGCCUAUGAUCCGAACGAAAGAAUCACAGCAAGUGAAGCCCUCAAACACCCCUUUUUCCAACUAGAUUUUGAUCAAUAUUCCCGAGAGUUAAAAGGAGGAUAGUAAGCUUCUAUAAUGAUGAUAUUUUGUUUUAUUCACAGCCAUACUCAUUUCUUUAUAUUAUUCCUUGUUUGUUUGCUUUCUUUUUCUACUUGUUUAUCUUCUCCUUCUUAAUUUCCUCCUCCUUCACCUUAUUAUACUUCUUAUAUUUUUACUUUUACUUCGUUUUAUUUUACUUUGAUUUCCAUCUUUUUUCAUUUUCAUUUUCAUUUUCGUUCUCAUUUUCAUUUUCAUUUUCAUUUUUCUUUCUCUUAUUCUCGUUCUUGCUCUCAUUCUCAUUUCUUUUAAUUACCUUGCGUUCAAAAAAAAAGUAUGCUUUUGAACCUUCUUCUCUUCCCUUACUGUCCCUUUCGAUAAUAGCCAACUUCUUGAGUAAAUGUUUCAUAGUAUUUCAAUAAUCUUAUCUCCUUCCACUCCCUUUUUCUUCUUCUUAUAUUCUUCCCUCUGUUUGAAUUCUAAGCUCAAAAAGCUGUAUGUUAUCCCUCUGACCAGGCAUUUUAUAAAUUCAUCCAAAAUUCAAAUUUAUUUAUUUCUAUUAUU